AUGUCUAGUGUAUUAAAUAAUGACAAUUUUGAUAAGGACAAAUAUUUAGUAAAUAAUGAAAAAGAUAAGGAGAAAAAAAAAUUCUUACUAAUAACUGUUAAUUUACUUCUUUUAUUUUCAAUGCUAUUGUAUGGUAUAAAUUAUACAUUAAUGAAAUAUUUUAUUAAAAUAAAUGGAUCUACAUAUAUAUUUAUUAUUUUAAGAACUACCCUUACAAUACCUCUAAUGGUUUACAUAUAUAUAACAAAAAAAUCGAAACCUGAAAAGAAAAAAUUAUUAAGUAAUACGAAUGAAGUAACAACAAAAGAAAAAUAUAAAAAAAAUAAAUAUAAUGAUAAUGAUUUUAGUGGAAUUUUUUAUAAUAGUAGUAAUUAUGAUGAUUAUAUGAAAUUUUAUAAUAAUAAUAAUAAUAAUAAUAAUAAUAAUAAUAAUAAAGAUAUAAGCAAUUUCAUGAUUAAUGAUAAUAUUAGUGAUAAAUAUAAUAGUGAAAAGUAUGAAGAAUAUUACAAUGUAGAAAGUUUUAAUAGCAAUUAUUUAAGUAUAAUAAGUAAAAAUGAUGAAAAAUUAAUACCUAAAAUAGCUCAUAUUCCUAUAAUUAUAUUAUCAGUAGCAGGGGCAUUAAGACAAAUUAUUGUAAUAAUCGCCUUACAAUAUACUGAUUCUCAUAAUGUUGGCAUAAUUCAACCAACUAUACCAAUUUUUACAGCUUUAAUGUCAUAUUAUUUAAAAAUAGAAAAAAUGAAUUAUAUAACGUUUUUAUCUAUUUUCUUAUCAUUUAUAGGAUUAGCUAUAACAGCUGAAAUAUGGAAUAUUCAUGCCUUAGAUUUUGGUUUUCUCUUAUUGUUAACAGUUCCUGUAACGAAAGGAUUACAAGUUAUUUAUAUUAAUAUUGCCGCUAAAUAUGUAAGUAAUAAUAUAAUACAAUUUUUUCAAAUGAUAGUUUUACUUUUUAUAGCAUUACCUUUUGGAAUAUUAGGAGAAAUGUUAUUUAAUCAAAAGUAUAAUAUUAUAAAUGAAAUAUAUAAUUUAAAUGUAAAUCAAUUUUUAUGCAUACUCUAUUCAACUGUCGCUAUUAUAUUUAUCUGUUGGAAAAUACAAAUAAUAGCUCUUAAUCAUCUUUCACCAAUAACUGUAUCCUUGUAUCAAUCAUUUCAACCAUGUUUCACAUUUAUUUUAGCAAAAAUUUUUCUAAAUGAAACAAUAAGUAUAAAUAAAAUUAUAGGAACUGUUUUUAUUAUUAUGUCAUUGUUUUUAUAUCAGUAUGGAUGCUAUAAAAAAAUAAAAAUGUAA
Messenger RNA from Plasmodium gallinaceum, 1290 nucleotides. RefSeq names its product drug/metabolite exporter, drug/metabolite transporter. Lineage: Eukaryota; Apicomplexa; Aconoidasida; Haemosporida; Plasmodiidae. The transcript has a single exon. The record is from RefSeq and is a predicted model, not a curated record. Gene Ontology annotation, cellular component: membrane. The coding region runs from base 1 to 1290 and encodes 429 amino acids.